CUUUGCUUGGAAUAGCCAGUAGGCUUUAUUUCUGAUCUAGAGAACAAGAACACCAACUCUUUACAAUUCACAAACUCUCAUAAAUUUGUUUGAGUGGGGUUUAUACAUGUAUCAACAGAUAGAAAUUUUCUAAUUUUUAGUUUUUUUUUAGGGGGGAAGGUAAUUAGGUUUGUUUAUUUAACAGAGAUAUUGAGGAUUGAACCCAGGACCUUGUGCAUGCAAAGCUCACACUCUUACCACUGAGCUGUGCCCUUGCCCAACAGAGCCUUUGCUUGAGAAACUUUUGUAUGAAAGGAACCACAGGCAGCUGAGUUGGGAGAUAAGGAAUCUUGGCACUGGGGUGUCGGAAAAGCAAAGGAAAUGACUUGCCUGCCGAUUGGAAGAAGUGAGUUGUAGAAAGAAGUAGUUAUUUAUGUCUGACUCUUUAAAGAACUAAAUGUUAUUUUGAAUUAAACUAAAAUUUGAAAAGAGGAAACAGGUCUUGGAAGAGGUUACCAAAUAUUAACAGUAGAGUGACUAUAACUAGGGAACAGAUGGUUUUUGUGAAAGUUAGUAUCUUUAACUUAAUAAACCAGCAGGAAUCUACAAGGACAACACACCCAGUUGGCAAACAGCAAGACCUCACAUGUUUGUUUAGCUGUGUGUAUAUAUAUGCGCUUACCUGUAGAGGCAGAAAACCGGGACCGUGGUGACAGAUGGGAUUUCACUGCAAAAAAUUACGCUAAAACAGAAGUCAUUCUGCACAAGGUUCACAUGGUUGAUUUUUGGAAGUAGUGUUGAGUGGGUGCAGAGAAAAUGGGGCAAAAACCAUCGCAACAGAUGACUCUAAAGGACAGUGAAGAGGUUCUCAGCAUCUGUGAGCUGGUCAGUGGAGCUAUAGUCCAUGCAGCUCAAAAACUGAAGGAGUAUCUUGGAUUUGAAGACACCCUGGGCAAUCUCUGCCCAGCUCCAAACACUCUCAAUGAGAUCUUCUUAAUCCACUUUGUCACCUUCUGCCAAGAAAAAGGAGUUGAUGAGUGGCUCACCACCACCAAGAUGACCAAGCACCAAGCCUCACUGUUUGGGGCAGACUGGAUUUGGACCUUCUGGGGACCCGAUAAGCAAAUAAGGCUUCAGCUGGCAGUACAGACUGUGCAGAUGUCUUCCCUUCCCCGGGUGGAAUCUAACCCAGAAUCCAGGGCAGAGGCGUCUUCCAGCAAGAGGAGUAGGUUUGAGAAGCUGGAAGAAUUCUGUAACUUGAUAGGAGAGGACUGUCUGGGCCUGUUUAUCAUCUUUGGUGUGCCAGGAAAGCCUAAAGACAUCAGGGGAGUUGUCCUGGACAGUGUCAAAGGUGAGACAGUGAGUCUGCGAGGAGGGACGGCUGUGGCACAAUUCGUCCUGGAAACUGAAGAUUGUGUCUCCAUCAGGGAGCUGCUUGGAAACUGUCUGAGUAAGAAAGACGGGCUGAGAGAGGUGGGCAGGGUUUAUAUUAGCAUCCUCUGAACUGGAGAUGUGUGAUAAGACUGACCCGGCCUGUAAGAUGAAAACAAAAAAAUAUUUACCCCCUUGCAUCAUUUCUUUAGGGUUUUUUUUUCCUUCCCCUGCUCCCUAACUCCAUUGAAUGAAAACCAUCACCUGGGUCAAAACAGAUGAUUAUGGACAGGAGGAAAAAAAAAAAAAACCUGCCUGUAUCUCAGGGAAAAUUUAAUAAUUUAGCUUAAUUUUUGAUUCAACAAUAAAAGUGGAGAGGAUAAUAAAGUCACCUUUAAAGUUUGAUUUGGAAAAAGAACCUGAAAUAAGUCUAGCAUUUGAAAAUGUAAAGUGUGUUUUUACUGCUGUGUGUGGUUGGGGGCAGGUAGGGGAAAGUGGAGCGUAAGACGGGUUUAAUGACAUUGACAAAACUGCUUUAGCUCAGGACUCCCAGGCAAAACCUGGUACGGCUCUCUUCCUCCGAUCCCUGCCCUGACCCCCACCUCAUCCCAAGCUGCUUCCUCUGCAGAGGGGACCUUGGUGGGAUCCCUUCGGUACUCACUUGAGUGUUAGCCUUACCUAUGAUUUAAACACAGAAACCCAUAUAACUGUCCUUCGUAAUAAUGAUGAACAUUUCUUUAGCAUUCAUGUAUAAAAACCAUCUUUACUUUAAAAGCCUGGGUGGCUGUAACAGAACUGUAGGGGAAGAAAAAUACUUUUUCCUCUAGGCUUCUAGCAGGUAGAAGCAAAAAGUUGCUUUAAAGUGUAAAUGGAAGAUGGAUUCAUUCACACGUGAUUGUUAAAUGCCUAUGACUUGUGCGGCUCUGUCUAUGCCCAGCCGGUCCAGCAGUGAAAAGAACAACGUCCCCACCCUCAGGGAGAUUCUCUCUCAAAGGUGGAAGAUAGACAAUAAACAAAUACAUGCAAAUAUGUUUUAAAUGCAUAUUUACAUAAAUGUCAGGGGUGCUGUAAAGAAAGAUUAAGCAAUGGGUGAGGGGGUAGAGAGUGAAGGAGAUACAAUUUUAUAUGGUGGUGAAGGGAGGGCCUCAGAGAUCUGAAUAGAGAAAGAGAACAUCCUUGCAGGUAUCUGGGAAAGAGUGUUCUAGGCAAAGGGGACUGCAGAUGCAGUGGGAAUGCAAAGGGGGCUGUGUGGAUGGAGCAGAGUGAGCCAGGAGGAGACGGACAGGCGAUAGUUCAGAGAAGUAGCCAGCAAGCAGGAGCAGCAGAUCCUACCGGUGAGGACUUCAGUCUGAAUGAUAGGGGAGAGAAGUGCCUUGAUCUGACAUAGAAUUUAAAAAGUUAAGGAAAGGAAUUUUUUUUAAUUUAACUAUAGUCAGUUUACAAUAUUGUGUUAAUUUCUGGUGUACAGCACAGUGAUUCGGUUAAAUACAUUCCUUCCCAUAUUCUUUUUCCUUACAGGCUAUUAUAAGAUACUGAAUAUAGCUCCUUAUGCUAUAGUAGGACCUUGCUGUUUAUCUGUUUUAUAUAUAGUAGUAUCUCCAAAUCCCAAUCUCCCAAUUUCUUUCUCCACCCUUCCCUUUCCCAGCUGGUAACCAUAAUUUUUUUUUCAUGCCUGCAAGUCUCUUUCUGUUUUGUAAGUUCUUUUGUGUCAUUUUUUUUUAGAUUCCACAUAUAAGUGAUAUCAUAUGGUAUUUUUCUUUCUCUGUCUGACUUCACUUAGUAUGACAAUCUCCAGGUCCAUCCAUGUUGCUGCAAAUGGCAUUAUUUUAUUCUUUUUUAUGGCUGAGUAGUAUUCCAUUAUAUCUAUCUAUCUAUCUAUCUAUCUAUCUAUCUAUCUAUCUAUCUAUCUAUCUAUCUAUCUAUAUCACAUCUUUAUCCAUUCAUCUGUUGUUGGGCAUUUAGGUUGCUUCCAUGUCUUGGCUACUGUAAAUAAUGCUGCUGUGAAAUUGGGAUGCAUGGAUUUUUUUCAAAUUAGAGUUAAGGAAAGCAUGUUAACUCUCUCCGUUCAGUAAGCAGACAAAAAUACGCCCAAGAGGCAUCUCUCGAAGUUGGUAAGCAAUAAUUAUUACUACUUGGAAUGUGCCUGGAGGUUACAGUUCUCAGUCAAAUUAUGUUUCCUUGCGAACAGUGCCCCCUGUCUGCAGCAGUGCUGUGUAGAGUGGGCUAUCAAGGGGGUGGGGUAACAGAGUCAAAAGAGUCUUCCACUUGGUGUCAGAUGUGAGUUUGAGUCUCAAUUCUCUUAGGAGCAGAGUCUAGUGGUUUAACUCUGUUUUCUUACUUGUAAAAUGGGAAUGACUUCAACUAAUUCAAAGGAGAUAAUGCAUGUUACAUUUUUCUAUACUGAUAGUAUAAGCUUCCCAAAAUUUUGAAGAGUCUGGUACAAACUGUAAGUAUUUACAAACAGCUGGAAGCUAUAAAUCAAACACUCACCAUGUUCUU
Camelus dromedarius (Arabian camel) is the source of this 3849-nucleotide messenger RNA. RefSeq names its product RAB15 effector protein (gene REP15). Gene Ontology annotation, biological process: receptor recycling. Lineage: Eukaryota; Metazoa; Chordata; Mammalia; Artiodactyla; Camelidae. The transcript has a single exon. The record is from RefSeq and is a predicted model, not a curated record. The coding region runs from base 796 to 1482 and encodes 228 amino acids.